UCUGGGCCUCCGGAAUUGCGGCUAGCCCCGGUAUCGCACGGCGGGGCCCGCUUUUAGACGAGCGUAGUUGCCCCGCAAACCCGGCCGCGCCGGUUGGCGCUCAUGCAGUUCAGGUUAUGGGACGACAGGUAGUGCGACGGUGGCAGCGCUUGCGCGCCGUUGAUAUAAACCCACUCCUGUCUUGCCUUUUCUAAGCCCUCACAGAUUUCACCAUGUCGCAUUACAGCGAGAAGGACGAGUUUCACAAGCAAGCCAAGGCUGAGAUCCACCACUCGGAGCGCGAUGAUCGGUCAUCCCCCGACCCAUACCAGGAGCGGCCGGAGGACCUCGAAGAUCACCGCUCGCGCCAGGUCGACAUCGACCACGGCUUCGACCCCAUGGAGGUUAACAGCACCGUGCGCAAGGUCGACUUCCGGCUUAUCCCCAUUCUUUCAGCGAUGUACUGCAUCUCGCUGAUCGACCGUACGAAUCUGUCGCUCGCACGUGCAGCCAACAAGCUCCAGAUGAACAUUGACCUGGACCUUGCCAAGGCCGACGGCUCUUCGCAUGGAAACCGCUACGGCCUGGCCACUAUCAUGUUCUUCAUUCCUUACAUCAUUCUUGAGGUACCCUCUCAGCUCGGUCUACGAAAGUUUGGCGCUAGGUGGUGGCUCGGGACGGCGACCGUGCUCUGGGGCUUUGUCAUGAUCGGAAUGGGCUUUGUCAAGAACUGGCAGUCGCUUGUGGCUUUGCGCGCCGUCCUUGGUGUCUUCGAGGCCUGUCUAUUCCCAGGCGCGGCCUUCCUCAUCUCCUGUUGGUACCCUCGUCACCAGAUGGCGAUGCGUAACUCGUUUUUCUACUGCCUAUCGAUCGUCCUGUCCGGUCUUUCGUCAAUCAUGGCCUGGGGUAUCUCGCAGCUACACAAGAGGCAAAAUCUCCACGGCUGGCAGUGGAUUUUCAUCAUCCAGGGUGCUCUUACAGUCUUUGUUGGCUGCAUGGGCUAUCUUUUCAUCACCGACUUCCCCGACAAGGCCCACUUCCUCUCCGACCACCAGAAGAACAUCAUCAUCACACGUAUCCAACGCGACCGCGGUGAUGCCGAGGUGGACAAGCUCACCAUGCCCUUGUUCUUGGAGUACAUUACCGACUUCAAGCUGUGGCUCUUCGGAUUUUUCUUCGGCUCCACGACGCUGGGCUCGUACUCCCUCGCGUACUUCCUUCCAGGCAUUCUCGGGCAAAUGGGUUUCAGCAAUGCGCUCGCUCAAAUCCUUGUGGCUCCGCCCUACGUGUGGUGCAUUGCUCCCUGUGUGGCCGUGUCCAUCUUUUCAGACAGGACCCGCAUGCGCGCCGCAGGUGUCUCGUUCAACGCUAUCUGCCUCAUCGUCGGCACCUGUAUGUAUUCGCAGCUGCCUCACGCGCAAAAGGCGGCCCGCUACGCUGGCAUCUUCCUCGCUAUCGGCGGAUGCAACAGCAACGUCCCUCUCAUCCUCGCGUGGGCGCAGUCUUCUAUUCGUCGGCAGUCGAAGCGCGGCUUUGCGUCGGCUCUCAUUGUCGCUUGGGGAGGCGUCGGAGGCAUUCUCUCCGGUGUCGCAUUCAUGGAGAAGGAGGCCAAGAAGGGUUACCCGACUGGAGUGUAUCUAACCCUGGCGCUCAACACCUGUGUCGUGCUUUUCAGCAUGUCACUCAUGCUCUACUUCAAGUGGAUGAACCGCCGGGCUGACCGGGGUCUGGUCGUCAUCGAGGGCUCGCCGGCUUUCCGUUAUCAGGGUUAAAGAAGGGAGGGUCGUGCAACAGAGUGCGGAGUGCAUUGGUUGUGCAGCAGGUAUACUGUAGGGAAGCAUCGUCAGUACUGUAGUUUUCGGGAUGAAUUGAGGUAACCUAG
This is a messenger RNA of Cutaneotrichosporon oleaginosum, 1861 nucleotides long. RefSeq lists its product as uncharacterized. Lineage: Eukaryota; Fungi; Basidiomycota; Tremellomycetes; Trichosporonales; Trichosporonaceae. Gene Ontology annotation, biological process: transmembrane transport. Gene Ontology annotation, cellular component: membrane. The record is from RefSeq and is a predicted model, not a curated record. Gene Ontology annotation, molecular function: transmembrane transporter activity.